This is a messenger RNA of Notechis scutatus (mainland tiger snake), 654 nucleotides long. NCBI's taxonomy places the organism in Eukaryota, Metazoa, Chordata, Lepidosauria, Squamata, Elapidae. The record is from RefSeq and is a predicted model, not a curated record.
AUGAAGUCAAUGGAUUCCCACGCUGACCAGAUUGCUCUGCGUCCGAAAGAAUUCUUCCGCACAAACGACAUUGAGGUCCUGACUGAAAUGCAGGUGGCAGCAGUGGAUGUCAAGAACAAGACGGCUAUUUUCAAGGAUGGGUUUAAGAUGGAGUACAAUAAGUUGCUGCUGGCAACAGGAAACACACCCAAAACACUCAGCUGCAAAGGCAAGGAAGUGGAGAACGUCUUCACCAUCCGUGCUGUGGAAGAUGCCAACAGGGUGGUCAAAGUGGCCACUGGCAAAAAUGCCGUGGUGGUGGGAGCCUCUUUCCUUGGGAUGGAGGUGGCUGCCUACCUUUCGGAGAAGGCUCACUCGGUCUCGGUGGUGGAGCUGGAAGAAGUGCCCUUCAGGAAAUCUUUUGGAGAGAAGGUUGGGCGAGCCAUCAUGAAGAUGUUUGAAAACAACCGAGUGAAGUUCUACAUGCAGACCGAAGUGUCGGAACUGCGGGAACAGGAGGGCAAGCUGAAGGAGGUCGUGCUGAAGAGCGGCAAGGUUCUCCGGGCAGACGUCUGCGUGAUCGGCAUAGGGGCCACUCCAGCUACCGGGUUUUUGAAGCAGAGCGGGGUCCAUGUGGACUCCAAAGGUUACAUCGUGGUGAACAAGGUACUGUAG